Molecule: messenger RNA, 121 nt
Organism: Racocetra persica
Lineage: Eukaryota; Fungi; Glomeromycota; Glomeromycetes; Diversisporales; Gigasporaceae
Source: the annotation of a GenBank genome assembly
AAAGAUAAUUGGGCAGUAUGCCUUUUCAAUGAAACUAAAAAAUUGAAUAAUAACUUGAAUAUAGAGGAAAUGAUGAUCAAACAAAAGAGCUGUCUUGAAGAACUAUUAAAGAAGCACCAGG